AUGGCGGAAAGAGAUACUCCAAGUAGGAAUACUCGAGGUAGUCCUCAUGCUUAUGAUGGUCCUAGUUUCUCUUUGGGAUUUUCACAACAACAACUUCCAAUUGCAGGAGAAUUUGCUAAAAUUGCUGCUGAGAGAAGAAGCAAGAAGAUUCAUGACCCACCAAGGAUGCGUCAACUUCCUCCAACUGAAGUUCCAAAACGAAGCAAGCCAAAAGAUGAUGUACCAGUAAAAAAAGGUUCUAAAGUUGCUCAACAAAAUAAGAGAAAAGUAACCAAGCCUUCUUCAGACGUUAAGGGUAAAAAUGUUGUUAAAGAUGUAGAUCUGGAAGAGGAUGAACAGGAUCCUAAAUUCUAUGUUAGGAGUCAUCCUGAAGAGGCUCCAUCGAUGCAACGGUACACUAAUAUCGAGGUGUUCAAAGAUAUCAAGAGUAAGCUAACUGUUGCACAGUUAGAGAUCUUUUCCAAGACAAUAUUUGGGAAAUUCCUCGGAAUGCAGCACCUGGAGGUUCAAGCACAAAUUUUUAGGUGCUUCAUGGUAAGAGAGCUCAAGGAGAGCACUUCUGAUUGCUUUACAAUUGAUAUAAAUGGUACCGUAUUGAGAUUUACCAUGAGAGAAUUUGCCCUUAUGAGCGGGCUAAAUUGUGUAGCCGAUGAAGGUGAAUUUACAUACGAUGAGGAAAAAUCGAAUAGGAUUAUGGAUGAUUAUUUUGGUGGAACUAGGAGUAAAGUAAAAAGAUUGGAGUUCAUUGAUUGCUUUAAGAAUAAGUGUUGGGGAGAUAAUGAUGAGGACGCUGUUAAGUUUGCAAUUUUGUUUUUUAUAAUUACAUACAUCUUUUGUGGUGAGCCUAGGAAAACGAAUAUACCAAGGGUUCAUUUUGAAGUGGUUGAGGAUGGAAGGUAUGUAGAUUAUCCAUGGGGCAAAGAAGCUUUUAACGAGUUGAUUAGAAGCAUCAGCAAGAAGUAUUCUGCCACAACACAGUAUUAUAGGAUCCAUGGGAUGCCACUGGCUAUGCAAGUUUGGCUUUAUGAGUGUUGUUCAAGAGUUCCAUCGUAUCUCGCUAUUAAAUCCGGAAAUUCCAUUCCAAGAAUGUUGAAUUGGAGGUCCAUCGACAGUCAGCCCAAAUAUAAUAUUUUGAUGGAAGGCAUUUUUAGAGACGGCAAACAGUCGAGCUAUACAUUUGCAAAUACAAUCCCCACUAGCAGUGAGUUGGAGAGCCUCCAAUUGCCCGAUGUUGUUGUCUGUCGAGAUACAGUAGACAAAAAUGUCUUAGUUGAUGCCAAUGAAGGUACCCAAGUCACAGAUAUGCCAGUGGAUGACUUUGAUGAUUUCAGUACUACUCCCCCCCACCUUUCUAAGGGCAAACAGCAACAACGGACGAAUCAGACAGAUUCUCCACCUUCGAAGAGACGCAGACAACUUCAUACAACAGCUUCCACAUCUAAGAAACAACAAAUCCACACCGAACCACAGACAACUGUGAAGAAGAAUCACAAGGAUCAAAAGGUUGCUCAAAAACCUAUUUUACAGAAGUCUGCUUCACCAAAGUUGAAUGAACAAAUGAAUAGACCCCAAAACACCACAGUCCUACGUGAUGUCCCUACUAGUUCCAUGAAAGAGGAAAUGCAAUUGCUAAGGAAAGAUUUUCAAGUUUUCAAGGAAUCAGUCGUUGGUGAGUUCACAAGUGAGUUGUCCAAGCUUCGAACUUUCAUGGAUGACAACUUCAAGAAGCUAUUUGAAGCAAUCAAGGUGAACAAUUCUGCGGACAAGGCUGCCGAUAGUGAGGCGCCGGAGCAUCAAACUGAUGCUGGGCUACAGUUAACGCCUGAAGAAAACUUACGACAUGAUUCUACCAUUCAAACAUCUCCUCCGAAACAUGAUGAUGAGUCAAUUAAGGGUGUUGGACCAAAGUUACAUGAGGAUGAUCCCUGA
Molecule: messenger RNA, 1929 nt
Organism: Lycium barbarum (goji berry)
Lineage: Eukaryota; Viridiplantae; Streptophyta; Magnoliopsida; Solanales; Solanaceae
Exons: 6
Coding region: 1-1929 (642 amino acids)
Source: RefSeq, a predicted model, not a curated record